This is a messenger RNA of Crotalus tigris (Tiger rattlesnake), 4633 nucleotides long. Its product is annotated as zinc finger protein 93-like. Gene Ontology annotation, molecular function: RNA polymerase II cis-regulatory region sequence-specific DNA binding; DNA-binding transcription factor activity, RNA polymerase II-specific. The record is from RefSeq and is a predicted model, not a curated record. Bases 772 to 3297 code for a protein of 841 amino acids. The transcript is spliced from 6 exons. Lineage: Eukaryota; Metazoa; Chordata; Lepidosauria; Squamata; Viperidae. Gene Ontology annotation, biological process: regulation of transcription by RNA polymerase II.
CCGCUCAUCAGUUUCUGAGAGGAUUUCGGCCCAUUUUGAGGCCUCCUCCAAUCUCAGGGGAGCCUUCAGGUCGAGUGUUCUUGAGGGAAGUGAGUUGAAAUCCUCCAGAGAGAUUUUUUUCCUCCAUCUCCACAAAAGGUGCCUGGAUAGGUAGAUGGAAAAAAGACGCCGCCUCUGGAAACACCGAAGUCUUUCCUUCUCCGAUACGCAUCAUCCCUGCCCUUCUCCCCGCCUCAGACGCGCUACUCUUUCCCGCUCUUUCGGGUACUGCUGACAUUUCGCGCAGAGUCCACCAGACAGCGCUCUCAGCCUCCGAAGGGAACUGGGCAUGCGCAUGACUCCUCCGCCAGGGCAGAACACCCGCGUUGCCCGGAGAAAUCGUAAGAAGCGGCUGAUCUUUCUCCUCCCCCCUCCCUCCGCUUAGAGGCGGGGGCGGGGCGUGGACGGGAGGCACAGAAACUGCCGGGAAUCUCUGCGGGGAGGCGGAGCGCGACGAGACUCCUGAUUUACACGAGUGGCGGCUCUACCCGUGCAAAGGGGUCACGCGGUGAAGGUGAGCGUGGAGACGGGCCAAGUCUUCCGCCCAGACGCAGAAACUAGAGUAAUGUCAACAACCUUCCUAACAACAAAAAGUUAACUCUUGGGCAAAGAGCUUGGAUAGCCUUUGGUCAGUCCUGCAGCUACCAGAAUAGUCCUAUGAAUUGAAAGGUGUUUGGAGAUCCACAAGAUUCCUCCGACCUAUCUGGAAUUUCCUUCCAGGACAGACGAAGGAUGCAGAAACAACGGUUAGGAAGUGGGGGAACUGGAAAAUGUCCCUCUGCUGUUGAGCCUGGCAGCUGUGGGAAGAUCUGGGCAAAAACUGAGAAGAGGUCCCUGGAGGAGAAAACCAUAAUCCGUUCAGAGAUUCAGCCCUGGAACUUCAGAAACAUCCAAUAUGAGGAGAUUGAUGGUCCCCGAGGACUUUGCAGCCGACUCCACAACCUUUAUACUCAAUGGCUGAGACCAGAAAAGCACACCAAAGCCCAGAUGUUGGACCUAGUAGUUCUGGAGCAGCUGCUGGCCCUUCUGCCCCCUCUGAUAGAAAACUGGUUGCGGGAAUGUGGAGCAGAGACCAGCUCCCAAGCGGUGGCCCUGGCGGAAGGCUUCCUCAUGAGUCAGGCAGAGGAGCAGAAGGAGCACGUUGAAUUGCAGACCAGAGAUCCUAGGAGAAUCGGGAAUCCAUCAAAUUCUCAGGAGCUGUUUUCCAGGAGGAUCUAUCAGGAAUCCGCAAGUCAGGACAUCUCAGAUGGGAAGAAUAGAACAAAUCUGACUCCUUUCUAUGGUGGUGCUGAAAGAGUGGUUGAAGUUCCAACUCAAGUAAGAGAGGAGGAUCUUGUGUCCUUUAAGGAGGUGGCUGUGUAUUUCUCCGAGGAUGAGUGGUCUCACCUGGAUGCUGACCAAAAAGCACUGCAUCGGGAAGUCAUGCUGGAAAAUCAUAGGAACGUGGCCUCUUUGGGUAAUAAUGGGGAGAAAAAUGAAGAUUCCAGGGAACUAUUCCAAGUAAUCACUCGUGGAUACAAUACGAAGAACCCUACAAUUCUAGCUGAAAUAGAAAGCCAUGAGAGAAACCAGUCAAAUAAUUGCAAUCAGGAAAGUUCAUCUUCUGUUCAUUUCCUGACUGAAGUUUCUGUGGCCCAACAAGGAAAAAUAAAAAACAAAUAUAUUGGAAAACAGAUAAAGGUAUUAAUAAACAAAUUAGAUGUAAAUAAAUACUAUCAAUCCCAAACCAAAGAUUAUAUAUAUACAGAGAAUGUAAAAAAUUACAAAUGGACCUUGUCUGUUCUUCAUAAAAAUGGGUCCCGUACAUCUCAAAAAAGAAUCCGCCCAGGAGAGAAACUCUAUAAAUGUGUGGAGUGUGGAAAGAGCUUUAUGAAAAACAAUCAACUUAUUUACCAUAAAAGGAUCCACAAAGUAGAGAAAACGUAUAAAUGCAUGGAGUGUGGGAAACGCUUUAUCAAGAUUAGUCAUCUUUUAAAUCAUAAAAUGAUCCACACAGGGGAAAGGCCUUAUAAAUGCAUGGAAUGUGGAAAGACCUUUAUUCAUAGAACUUAUCUUAAUUCACAUACCAGGAUCCACACAGGAGAGAAGCCCUAUAAAUGCGUGGAGUGCGGAAAGACGUUCACUUUUAGUACUUCUCUUACUUUGCAUUCCCGAAUCCAUACAGGGAAGAAGCCAUAUAAAUGCAUGGAGUGUGGAAAGAGCUUUACUCAGAGUGGCACUCUUACUUCCCAUAAAAGGACCCACACAGGGGAGAAGCCCUAUAAUUGCAUGGAAUGUGGAAAGAGCUUUACUAAGAGCAGCAGUUUUACUUCCCAUAAAAGGAUCCACACAGGGGAGAAGCCCUAUAAUUGCAUGGAAUGUGGAAAGAGCUUUACUAAGAGCAGCAGUUUUACUUCCCAUAAAAGGAUCCACAAGCAAAAGAUGUAUGAAUGCAAGGACGAUGGAAAGAACUUUAUUACAGACUGUCAACUUACAAGUCAUAAGAAGAUCCACAGAGAAGAGAAGCGGCAUGAAUGUAUGGAGUGUGGAAAGACCUUCAGUGCACAGAGAAAACUUAAUUUCCAUAAAAUGAUCCACACAGGGGAAAGGCCUUAUAAAUGCAUGGAGUGCGAAAAGACUUUUAUUCAGAGAACACAUCUUAAUUUACAUCAAAGGAUCCACACCGGAGAGAAGCCCUAUAAAUGCAUGGAGUGUGGAAAGAGCUUCUUAUACAGUAAUUCUCUUACUUCCCAUUACUGGAUCCAUACAGGGGAGAAGCCAUUUAAGUGCACAGAGUGUGGAAACACCUUCUGUCAAUAUUCUUCUCUUACUCUUCAUAAACGAAUCCACACAGGAGAGAAGCCCUAUAAAUGCAUGGAAUGUGGAAAGAGCUUUCCUAAGAACAGUGACCUUAUUUUCCAUAAAAGGAUCCACACAGAGGAAAAGCCAUAUAAAUGCAUGGAGUGUGGAAAGAGCUUUGUUAAGAACUGUCAACUUAUUUACCAUAAUAGGAUACAUACAGGGGAGAAGCCUUAUAAAUGCAUGGAGUGUGGUAAGGCUUUUAUUAGAAAUGGUAAUCUUAAUGUCCAUAAAAGGAUUCACACUGGGGAGAAGCCAUAUAAAUGCAUAGAAUGUGGGAAAAGUUUUUCUACGAAGAGUUAUCUUAACAUCCACAAAAGGAUCCACACAGGGGAGAAGCCAUAUAAAUGUGUGGUGUGUGGAAAAGGUUUUAUUACAAAGCAUUGUCUUAACUCCCAUAAAAAGACCCACAUGGUGUAGAAUUCCUGUAAAUCUGUGAAAUAUGGAAAAAGCUUCAAGAGGACCAAUGGCCGAAUGUUCCAUAUAUAGAUACCGUAUUUUCCUGCGUAUAAGACGACUUUCUAAACCAUGCAAAUCUUCUCCAAAGUCGGGGGUCAUCUUAUACGCCGAGUCGUCUUAUACGCCGGAAAAUACCGUAUUUUCCGGCGUAUAAGAUGACUUUCUAACCAUGCAAAUCUUCUCCAAAGUCGGGGGUCGUCUUAUACGCCAAGUCUUAUACACCGGAAAAUACAGUAUAUUUGGGUGAGAAUCUGUUUAACUGUUUAGUUAGGUUUAGUUGUUGAAAUAUAUUCAUUUUCUAAUUAUAUAUACUGAAUGAGUAAUGGGUUUUUUUUUUUUUUAGUCUGACUUUCACAACUGGAAGCCCCAGAGAGAUGAGUUUAUUAAUAGAAACCAAACACGAAUAGCGGAUUUUUGUAAUUACUGCCCAUUGAGGAUCAUUGGAAAGUCACCAAUGGCCUUUCACACGAAUAAGAAAACAUCUUUUUUCCCUCGUGUUUAUCUCAUUUUCAGUUGGAUCAUAAUAAAGAAAUCAUUGGUCAUGCUACCACCUGCAACACUCGUGACUUCAUCGAAGCCUUGCACUCCACAAGCAAUUCCAUCAAGAAUUGACCUAGAACCAGCCUACAAAGUCCUCAGAAUCCGAAUCAAUCAUACAUCCAAUUGGAGAGAGCACCAACCUUCAACCAACCCACAGAAGCCUCCUAUCCCUCCCCUAGCAGUUCCAGUGACCCUGGCUUGAUGUAAUCUCCCCAUCACAAGAUCCAUCACCAGCCUCUCCCUGAUGACUCACACUUGGCCCACUGAUAAUUAAUACCAUCCAAGGAUUCUGACCUGAAGUAACCUGCCCAUCACAAGCCUCUCUCUGAUGACUCAUCAUAAGACCCUCAUACCCACACCUGAAGCUCUUAUAAAUAGAAGAGCACUGACAUUCACUGAACGCUGCUGAAGAUGUUACCUAACAAAAUGUUUGGACACCAACCCAUAAGCUUGGAAAACGAACCUUCACCCUCAUAAUAAAGCCCAAAUCUCCAAUAAAAGCUCUAUAAUAGUUUAAUUUUUGAGGGCAAACAUAGGGCCUAGCGAGCAAAAUGUCAUUCCAGGCAUACUAUGGAAAAGGCAUAAAUCAGGAAAGACUUGUAAAAAUUAUAGCUAAAUAUGAAUGACCAAAAUAAGUGUGAUGCUAAAGAAGAUAUCUUAUGACUAGAACAGUUUAAUUGGCAAAUGUUUUGCAGUUAAGCUUUGUAUGGCUGUCCGUAGACAUUUUAUAAAGAAUUGCAAGAUGUUGAAAUGGAAA